Messenger RNA from Triticum turgidum subsp. durum (durum wheat), 3147 nucleotides. Lineage: Eukaryota; Viridiplantae; Streptophyta; Magnoliopsida; Poales; Poaceae. The record is from the annotation of a GenBank genome assembly.
AUGAGCUUGCUAUCAUCACUUGUUGCUGUCCUGAUGAUCGCUCUUGUGAGCGCCGGCGAUGAGGCCGCGUUGCUUGCUUUCAAAGCGCAGGUCAGCGACGGCGGAUCGCUGGCAUCCUGGAACAACAGUGUUGUCUACUGUAGCUGGGAAGGCGUGGCGUGCAGCCACCGGAGGAGGCCGGCGCGGGUGGUGGCGCUCAGAUUGAACGGCACCGGCCUCACCGGAUCGCUCUCCCCAGACCUUGGGAACCUCACGUUCCUGAGGACGCUCAACCUGAGCUUCAACCAGCUGAAAGGGGAGAUCCCCGCGAGCCUCGGUCGCCUCCACCGCCUGCAGAAACUCUACUUGAACGACAACUCCUUCUCCGGCACAAUCCCUGCGAACCUGAGCUCCUGUGUCGGCAUGAAAAUAAUGGAACUUCAUCACAACAAGCUUUGGGGGCGCAUCCCGCCUGAGCUCGGCGAAAAACUCGUCUUCUUGACUGAAAUCUCGCUCAGGGACAACAGCUUCACAGGGCCCAUCCCGGCAUCGCUGGCCAACAUGUCCUAUCUACAAUUCCUGGAUCUCUCCCAUAACCAGCUCAUGGGCUCAAUCCCACCAGGGAUAGGCAGCAUGCAGAGCAUGCAGACAUUACUACUGUCCACAAACAACAUCUCUGGUAUGCUUCCACCUUCUCUCUACAACUUGUCUUCACUGGAAUCUCUUUGGAUCGGGCGCAAUAGCCUAUAUGGAAGCAUUCUGAAUGAUAUCGGCCGCAAGUUUCCCAAGAUGAAAGGUCUUGGCUUGAGUUAUAAUCACUUCACAGGAACCAUUCCCUCCUCAAUAUCCAAUCUAUCUUCCCUCAUAGAUCUUUUCCUCGAUAAGAACAGAUUUAGUGGGUAUGUGCCUCCCACUUUCGGAAGGCUAGGAGCUCUCCAAUCUAUGAACUUGGCUGGCAAUAAGCUUGAAGCAAAUGACAACAAGGGGUGGGAAUUCAUCACUUCUCUGGCAAACUGUAGCCAGCUAGAGAAACUGCAACUCGGAGGAGACUCUUUCGCAGGAAAACUACCUGGAUCGAUUGUGAACCUCUCUAGUACUCUCCAGGCCUUAUACUUAAUGGACAGUAGGGUCUCUGGAAGUAUUCCUGCAGACAUCGGCAAUUUGGUUGGUCUUAACAGGCUUGCAAUAGCAAAUACAUUCAUAUCUGGAGUGAUUCCAGACAGCAUUGGAAAGCUAGGAGACUUGGCUUUGCUAGCCUUGUACAACAAUAGCUUGUCUGGCCUCAUACCACCAUCUCUAGGAAAUCUUUCGCAGUUGAAUACCCUUUAUGCAUACUAUGGCAACUUGGAGGGACCAAUUCCAGCAAGCCUGGGGGAGUUGAAAAAACUUUUUGUACUCGAUCUGUCAACGAACUACAGGCUUAAUGGUUCAAUACCCAGAGAAAUUUUGAAAUUGCCGGGCCUUUCUUGGUACUUGGACUUGUCAUAUAAUUCCCUUUCUGGACCCAUUCCUAAUGAAGUUGGUAGCUUGGCAAAUCUUAACCAAUUGAUUCUAUCAGGAAACCAGUUGUCUGGCAAAAUACCCGACAGUAUUGAGAAUUGCAUAGUGUUGGUAUGGUUAUUAUUAGACAAUAACUCGUUCGAAGGAAGCAUACCUCAGUCACUGAAGAAUAUAAAGGGGCUCAGCAAACUGAACCUGACCAUGAAUAAGCUCUCUGGUAAUAUUCCUGAGGCCCUUGGCAGUAUUGGAAAUCUACAGGAACUGUACCUAGCACAUAACAACUUUUCAGGAUCAAUCCCCGCAGUUCUAAAGAAUUUGACAUCACUGUACAAAUUGGAUGUAUCCUGCAACAAUCUGCAAGGCGAGGUGCCAGAUGAAGGUGUUUUCAGAAACAUCACUUACUUAGCAGUUGGUGGGAAUAUCAAUUUGUGUGGUGGUACACCUCAACUUCACUUGGCUCCAUGCCCCACAAACCGCUCAAGCAAGAACAGAAAAAAGAUGCCAAAGCCUCUUGUAAUUUCUCUAGCAAUAGCUGGAGCAAUCUUGCUGUCACUGUCAAUUAUUCUUCUGGUUUGGAUACUUUGCAAGAAGCUCAUACCAAGCCAGAAUACAUUAGCAAAAAAUUCAAUUGCUGAUGACCAUUACAAGAGAAUCCCCUAUCAUGCAUUAUUGAGAGGAACUAAUGAAUUUUCAGAAGUCAACCUGCUUGGGAGAGGAAGUUAUGGUGUGGUUUAUAAGUGCGUUUUGGAAACUGAAGAAAGAACAUUGGCUGUCAAGGUGUUUAAUCUUGGCCAGUCCAGGUAUUCCAAGAGUUUUGAGGCUGAGUGUGAGGCCAUGAGAAGGAUACGACACCGUUGUCUUAUUAAGAUAAUUACUUCUUGUUCGAGCGUCAACCACCAAGGUCAAGAGUUCAAGGCAUUGGUUUUUGAGUUCAUGCCCAAUGGUAACUUGGAUGGUUGGCUUCAUCCAAAAUCUCAAGAGCAUACUAUAAACAACACGCUCGGUCUUGCCCAGAGGCUUGAUAUUGCUGUCGAUAUUGUGGACGCAGUAGAAUAUCUGCACAACUACUGUCAACCAUGUGUAAUCCAUUGCGAUCUUAAGCCAAGCAACAUUCUUCUUGCUGAAGACAUGAGCGCACGAGUUGGAGACUUCGGCAUAUCAAGGAUCCUUCAAGAAAAUACAAAUGAGGGGAUGCAAACUUCAUAUAGCUCAACUGGAAUUAGAGGUUCCAUAGGCUAUGUUGCUCCAGAGUACGGAGAAGGCUCUGCUGUCUCAACACCUGGUGAUAUUUAUAGCCUUGGCAUAUUGCUGCUUGAGAUGUUUACAGGAAGGAGCCCGACGGAAGGCACAUUCAGAGAUUCAUUGGAUCUGCAUAAGUUUGUCGAGGAUGCUCUUCCAGAUAGAACCUUGGAGAUAGCUGACCCAACGAUGUGGCUGCACAGACAACAACAUGAUAACACCACAAGUAUUAGAAUCCAGGAGUGCUUGGUUUCAGUUUUCAGGCUUGGCAUAUCCUGCUCGAAACAACAGCCUCGAGACCGAGCACUGACGAGAGAUGCAGCGGCAGAGAUGCAUGCAAUCAGAGAUGCAUACCUCAAGUGUGGGGUCUCACUUACCAGCACAGGAGGAGACCCAAGGCAGCUGCAGCAGGAGAGUGUGCAAUAUUAG